Messenger RNA from Eurytemora carolleeae, 1281 nucleotides. RefSeq names its product innexin inx3. Gene Ontology annotation, molecular function: gap junction channel activity. The record is from RefSeq and is a predicted model, not a curated record. Bases 52 to 759 code for a protein of 235 amino acids. Gene Ontology annotation, biological process: phototransduction. NCBI's taxonomy places the organism in Eukaryota, Metazoa, Arthropoda, Copepoda, Calanoida, Temoridae. The transcript has 9 exons. Gene Ontology annotation, cellular component: plasma membrane; gap junction.
UACCAUGCCUACUACCAAUGGGUUCCCUUUGUUCUAUUCCUUCAAGGAGUAAUGUUUUAUCUUCCUCACUACUUCUGGAAGCUUUGUGAGGAUAAGAAGUUGGACCGAAUAACCUCUGGCCUUCGAGGGAAAACCUUUGAUAAGGAGGGAAGGAGGGAUGCUUGUGAGAACCUGGUUAAAUACCUUUGGGAGACCAGGGGCCUUCAUAACUCAUACGCUCUCAAAUAUUACAUGUGCGAUGUCCUAAAUUUUGUAAAUGUUAUUGGGCAAAUGUACUUCGUGGAUAAAUUCUUAGGCGGGGUGUUUAUGACCUAUGGAACUGAAGUGUUUAACUGGGUAGGACAAGAAGACGACCUAAGAACGGAUCCCAUGAUCAAGGUGUUUCCUCGUCUAACCAAGUGUACUUUCUACAACUAUGGUGCGUCAGGAACCCUGCAGGCCCAUGACGCAUUAUGCGUACUUGGUCUCAAUAUCAUUAACGAGAAGAUCUAUAUCACCCUGUGGGUCUGGUUUGUUGUCCUCGCUGCACUGACCAGCGUCUACCUGGUUUACCUGCUAGCUAUCAUUACUCUACCCUCACUCAGGAAAGCUGUCGUGGUGAGGAAGGCCCUGGGAGACGUGAAGGAUAAGACUUACCACAUGGUGGACAAGGCAGCCUUCGGAGACUGGUUCCUGCUCUACCUUAUCUCAAGGAACAUGGAUACUGUUAUGUACAAUAUCUUUAUCGAAGAAUUGACAGAAAAAUAUAAAUCAGGAUAGGAUGAUCUAAUCUGGGAUACAGACCCUAGACAGGUUCUGCUGCUGUCGGAGGAUGAGGAGGGGGAGGAUGCCACCCCCCCUGGUCCCUCACCUCCCAACCCCCCCUCACACUACCCCAUGUACCCUACUGAGCUAAACUCCGACUCUGACCCAAGCACCCCUGAGGUGUCAAGUCUAAGAACAUCCACGCCAGAGGGUCCUUCUGCCCCUGAACUGUCUCCGGACUCCCCCUACAAUUCCCUCAGCUACGCCCCUGGAGCCCCCUCUGCCCCCACAAUAGAUAGUGAUGAGGACCCCCUCCUGCCCUAUGCAUCUGAAAGUGAAAAAAAUGCGCAAAUUAAUUAAAAGUUCAUCUUAAAGUCCAGCGUUAUAACUGUAGAUUAAAAAGAUAAAAACUGUUUACCAAUGCACGUUCACUGCAAAAAAACAAAGCACAAUUUUUAGCAGAAUCUUUAUGAAGACGACUUUACAACCUUUCUGUGAAGUGAAAUUUUACUCCUGGAGAUUUACAGGGUGUCCCAC